AUGGCGAACAGCACGGCCCCGCGGUUCGUGGUCUCCUACAGCGCGAACCCACAGCCGCAACCCCUGGUGGUGAAGCUCAAGUGGUCCAACAUCUACGAGAGCGAGAGCGAGACGGAGGAGCAGUUCUCCGGCCUCACGGCGGAGACGCCCGUCGACUGGGCCGUGGAGCUCCGCCGCCGCAUCGCCGCGAACCUGCAGUGGCUGGUGGAGAAGACCGUGCGGUCCAGCAUCUACCGGAGCAGCUACUGGAGGGAGCGGUGCUUCGGCCUCACUGUGGAGACCCUCGUCGGCAGGACCGUGGAGCUCGACCACGUCAGCGGCACCUACGGUCGCAGCAGGCCGACCCCCUUCCUGUGCCUCGCCCUCAAGAUGCUCCAGAUGCAGCCCGACAGGGAGACCGUCGUCGGGUUCAUCAGCAACGAGGAGCACAGGUACCUUCGAGCUCUCGGGGCCUUCUACCUGCGCCUCACCGGCGCCGGCGCCGACGUUCGCCGGUACCUCGAGCCGCUCUCCAACGACCACCGCGAGAUCAGGGAGAGGAUCAGCGACGAAGAAUUCAUGCUCACGGAUGUUGGCUAUUUCAUUGAUGAGCUCCUGACUCAGGACUCCUGCUGCGACAUUGUCCUCCCCCGCAUUUAG
Aegilops tauschii subsp. strangulata is the source of this 639-nucleotide messenger RNA. Its product is annotated as pre-mRNA-splicing factor 38-like. The record is from RefSeq and is a predicted model, not a curated record. NCBI's taxonomy places the organism in Eukaryota, Viridiplantae, Streptophyta, Magnoliopsida, Poales, Poaceae.